Messenger RNA from Sardina pilchardus (European sardine), 1593 nucleotides. It is a transcript of the gene lysmd2, whose product is annotated as LysM, putative peptidoglycan-binding, domain containing 2. The coding region runs from base 1 to 636 and encodes 211 amino acids. The record is from RefSeq and is a predicted model, not a curated record. NCBI's taxonomy places the organism in Eukaryota, Metazoa, Chordata, Actinopteri, Clupeiformes, Clupeidae. The transcript is spliced from 3 exons.
AUGGCGGAGUUCUCCCCAGUCCUGCCUCUACGGGAUGGAGGCGGACGAUUUGGGCAACCCAUCUUCCCAAGGUCUCGGUCCGGAUCAGAAUCAGAGAGUGAAUUAUCACAGAGCUUGGCUCGCACCAAAACCCGGUCCUAUGGCAGCACGGCCAGCGUUACGGCUUCUAUGGGAGAGAAAUACAUAGAACAUCGUGUUACGGAUAGCGAUACAUUGCAAGGGAUAGCUCUCAAAUAUGGUGUUACCAUGGAGCAAAUCAAGAGGGCCAACAAACUCUUUAGCAAUGAUUGCAUUUUCCUGCGGAACAGCCUGAAUAUCCCUGUAGCUUCGAAGAAGCCUUCCCUUUUCAACGGACUGUCGCUGGAGUCUCCAGACGGUGAGGCCCCCACUCUCCAGGAGCAGGCAGAUGGGGCCCCUGAUAGUGAUGGGCCCUCGCCCCCUGCCUCACCGGCCCCCUGUCCCCCGGAGCCCCACGCCAAGCCCCCUCAGCCUGAGGAACUCUCAGCCAAGGACUACUUGCAUAGACUGGACUUGCAAAUUAAAUUAUCCAAACAGGCAGCAAGAAAGUUGAAAGAGGAGGAUAGAAGGGAUGAAGACUACUCAUCAGAGCCAACUUCAUCCUACCAGGAAAUCUGAGCCAGUGGUGGUGGACUGUUUACCUGGAGCAAUGACAAUUCCUCUCCAUCUUGCCCUCGUGUUUGUGGUUGUCCUUGUUCUUUUUAUGUGUUGCUUUUACCAAACCUUGAAAUGGGACGUUAUGUCCAGGCUCUUGCACUGAGGUCAUCCAUUGCCUUUCACUCUUUGUUGUUAUUAUGAGUCUUGCUGACGUAGAAUUUUAUUAUUAUUAUUAUUAUUAUUAUUAUUAUUAUUAUUAUUAAUACCUGCUUUUGAUGCCGUGUUUCCAAAUGGCACAUCAUACUGUUACCAAACUGCCACCAGGGGGCAGCACAGACAAGCAUCACAGGUGAACACCUGCUUUAGCAUAGUCAUUGAUAUUGCAGAGGAAGAGCCUACAUCGAGAGAGGGAGCUCGGGUUACAGCUCUUUGUGGAUGUAAGAGAGAGGCAUUUGGAAACACAGAAUUCAGGUCUAUAUGAAUCACUCAUACAUCCGUUUAUUUAUUUUGAUGGGAGAUUAUUUUGGGCACCAGGUGGCCACUUCAUGCUUUUAACGCUGCUCUAGUCAAGUCCGCUUGACUCGACCCAAAGUGAAAUGAGGGACUCUGCACUAGUAGAUGAUUGCUGUUGCAAGAAAUAGGAUAAUCAAUGCUCUCUCUCUUAAGAAGCCAUCGCAAUAUCACAUGUGAGAUUCACCAUGUCAUGUUUCACCUGAAUGACCCAACAUUUACUGCAAGCUGUCCGUGUGUGAUGGCUUAUCAAUACUAUAACUUCUUUGCCUAUACAAAUGUUUUUUUGCUAGUAGGAAGGGAAAAUUUUCAUUCUUGAGUGAAUGUAUUUUUUGUGUGUGUGUGUGUGUGCGUGCGCGUAUGUGUGUGUGUGUGUGCGCACUCAUUGAGUAUGUUGACAAGAAGCAGUUGUAUUGUGCUAUUUUUGUCUUGGAUUUUGAGUAAUAAUAAAAUGCAUCUGUAAAUCCA